Messenger RNA from Trichomycterus rosablanca, 2237 nucleotides. RefSeq names its product CTD nuclear envelope phosphatase 1b (gene ctdnep1b). The transcript has 7 exons. The coding region runs from base 444 to 1190 and encodes 248 amino acids. NCBI's taxonomy places the organism in Eukaryota, Metazoa, Chordata, Actinopteri, Siluriformes, Trichomycteridae. Gene Ontology annotation, molecular function: phosphoprotein phosphatase activity. The record is from RefSeq and is a predicted model, not a curated record.
UACUAGAGUACUAUUAAGAAGGCUAGUAUGCAGUUUGGGACGUAGCCUGUUUUUGGCUAGACUGACUUUAUUAGUUGAGCUACGUUUGCAGCAGAAGUUUCCAAUGUGAAUGUGUAUGUGCCGGAGGGACUUAGUGCUCUUGUUGUCGGACUGGACUGCUUGUCAGCGGAAUAACUUUGGUAGUAAAAGGCAGCUGCCGGUUUGUAAAGCAAGGUCGUGUUUUGUUGGUUUGUGCGAGCUAAAAACUAAAGCCAAACUCGUUUUAAACUUCCAUUUAAAGGUAAACUACAGAUGCAUGUUUAGUUCCCUAAUUUAACACUGAUGAGAAAUGAGCGCUCUGGAUUGAGAAAGUUUUAGGUUCACAUGCAGGAGCUUCUGGAAACGCCGCUGAUUUCUACAGCCUGUAACUAACUACACUUGAGUUGUAGAAACUUUUUGGUGGUAUGGUGGACAUGCUAAAGACUCGCCAAUGUCUGCUGACUGUCCGCACUUUCAUUGGCAUGACGUCCAAACUGUGGAGUUUAUUCUUAUACUUCCUUAAGAAACCCUUAAAAACGAUAAUCCAGUAUCAGACAGUGCGAUAUGACAUUUUACCUCUUUCACCAGUGUCUAGAACCAGACUCUCUUCUGUGAAGCGGAAGAUUCUGGUUUUAGACCUUGAUGAGACCUUGAUUCACUCUCAUCAUGACGGAGUUCUAAAACCAACGGUGCGACCAGGCACUCCACCAGACUUCAUCCUCAAGGUUGUUAUAGACAAACACCCAGUUAGAUUCUUUGUGCACAAAAGGCCCCAUGUGGACUUUUUCUUAGAGGUGGUCAGUCAGUGGUACGAGCUUGUGGUGUUCACAGCUAGCAUGGAAAUCUAUGGCUCUGCAGUAGCAGACAAGCUAGACAACAACAAAGGAAUCCUCAGACGUAGAUACUACAGACAGCAUUGCACACUGGAUUUAGGUAGUUAUACAAAAGAUCUAGCCGUUAUACAUGGUGACCUUUCCAGUAUAGCCAUUCUUGACAACUCUCCUGGAGCAUAUCGCAAUCAUCCAGACAAUGCAAUACCUAUCAAGUCAUGGUUCAGUGAUCCCAGCGACACUGCACUUCUUAACCUAUUGCCCAUGUUGGAUGCACUUAGAUUCACUGCUGAUGUGCGGUCUGUCCUUAGCCGAAACCUCCACCAGCAUCGACUUUGGUGAUUGCAAGCAGAAAAACCUUGUGUUUUUAACUUUCUCCUAUCCAGACUUCUGCCUCGUCAUCUUUUCUUCAUUCACGAUGCCUCCUUGCCAGAUCACCAACACAAGGUUGAUCAGAGGAGGGUCCAGAACUAAACAUGCCUAAACGAAGAAUCCUUGGAACAUUUUAGUGUCCUUUUCUAAUUUAAGUCUCUGUCCCAUAUUUUUUCUGGAAUGUUGUGCUACUGCAUAGUCUGAACACAAAAUCCAUGAACUUAAAAUGGACAGUUUUAUUUAUAUAGUGCCAUAUUUUUAAUGGGAAGGACUUUGGAAGAUGGGCUUGUAUUUCUCAGGUUACUGGUGAUGAACAGUGUCUUCACUUACAUCUUGGUGAAUGCUGAAAACAAAGAACAAAGUGAUGUUUCUCCACACAUUUUUUUCUUUUUGUAGCUGGCAGCUUGGCAAAGUAAAGGACCAUGUUUGCAGUUUCUUACAGCCAAAAGGACCCAAGUUUAUGAACGCAACGUCACAAUAUUUGUGAGGAAAGGAUGUCCACAAUUUUUCUUUUUAAACUCCUGACAAUACUGAAUGGACAAACCCUGUAGUAUUAAUGAUUUUUAAACAAAAUGUCUAGCUUAAACAUGAAACUUGAAAUUUUGACACAGACCUUUACAACCCAGCAAAUUUCAGGGAAUGUUUCAUGUUGCUGGGCUAUUAAGGUACAGUCUAAAAAGACAUACGUACUUAAUAAGGUAUGUAAGAGUGGACUGUUUAGUUGCAAAUUCAAAAUUCUUUAGUAUCUCUGUGGAUUUUUAUUUUACUAAAUAGUAUACAAGUUAGUGUUUGCAAAGAAUAAUGGUUCUGGCACAUGUGUGACAGUUCUUCAUCAGUAAAAAGUAAUCUUAAUUUAAAUGUAUAGACUUGCAAUAAAUUUAUUUUGCACUUCAGGUCUGUGCACAGGUAUUGAAAUGUCAACAGAGCAUCCACCACCUUUUUCAGAUGAUAAGCGACUCCUCUGAUAUCUGGACAUCAUGGCAGCUUUCUUGGACUUGAUUUUUUAAUAAAACACGU